UCGGUUGCCCCGGAGACGGCGGUGACUGUCGCGAGAGAGGCCCAGGGAGUUCGGAGCCGCCGCUGCCCGAAUGGAGGGGCCAGGCCUGCGGCUCCUGCCGCCCGAGCCCCGAGAUCGCGGCUCGCAGCGCUGCCGCCUGGGGCCCAGGGCUCUGGCGGCGUUGGGCGUGCGGCUCGGCAGCCCGCUGCGGGUUUGCGUAGCCGGCGGCCUGGCCCUCUGUUCCGCCUGGCCCCGAGCCGACCUCGCCGACGGCUUCGUGCAGCUGGACGCCAAGUGCGCCAGCCCGGGCUUCCUGGAGCGCGGGGCUCGGAGCCUCAGCCUGGGCCUCGGGCAGUUGCAAGCCGUGGGCUGCAGCAGGGCCCGGCGGGUCUGCGUGCGGGCUGUGGUAGCGGAGCCCGGGGGCCCCGAGCCCCCGACCCAGCUGGUCCGCGCUCUGCUGAAGGGCGUCUACCUGAGCGCCGGGUUGGUGGUGCGGGUGUCAGGCCCCGAGGCCUCGGCCUGGCCCGGCGCCCUGCGGCUACUCGAAGUGCGCUGGCUGGACCCUCUGGCCCCCGGAGCCGCGCUGCUGGCCGCGGGGGCCGAGGUGGAGGUGGCUGAGGUACUGAGCCUGGAGAGGUACCAGGCGGAGAUCCGGGGCCCGGCCGAGGCCUCGGCGCCGGGCCCCGAGCCUGCUCUCACCUCGCUGAGGGAGGCGCUGGCUUGGCCGCUCCUCUACCCCGAAGCCUCGGCGCGCCUGGGCCUGGACUGCCCACGGGGAGUGCUGCUCAUCGGGCCGCCGGGCGUGGGCAAGUCGCGGCUUCUGCGCUGCCUGGCCCGGGAGCUGGGCGCCUCAGUGCUGGAGGCCUCAGCUUCGACGCUGCUCGGGCCACGGCCCGGGGACAGCGAGCUCCGCCUCCGCCGCCUCUUCGGCCGGGCCGGGGCUGAGACCAAGCGCCGGCCUUGCCUCCUCUUCGUCGAUCAGCUGGACGCCGCUUUUCCCCGGAGGACGGGCCGGAACCAGGGCGCCGAGCACAGGCUUCUAGCUCAGCUGCUCAGUCUGCUCGACAACCCGGAGUGCCAGCGCUGGGUGCUGGUGGGCGCCACCGACAGGCCCGAGGCCUUGGACCCUGCCCUGCGGAGGCCAGGGCGGUUUGACCGAGAGGUUGUGAUUGGCGUGCCGACCAUGUUACAGCGCAGAGCCAUUCUCGGAGCAGUCACCACCCUCAUGCCCGUCAGUGCCCAAGUCUGUGUGUCCUGGCUGGCGGAAGCAACGGGUGGCUACGUUGGUGCUGACCUGAUGGCCCUGUGUCGAGAGGCCGCCCUGCAGGUCAUCCGGCGCGCUUCCCAGUCCCAGCAGGACUCGGUGAAGCCUCAGAUAACCCUUGCAGACUUCCAGGAGGCGCUGAAAGUGGUAUACCCUUCCUCUCUCCGGAGCAGUAUUGGCCUGACUGAUUUCAGACCUGUGCACUGGGACCAGAUCGGGGGCCUGGAUGAAGUCAAACUGAAACUAAGGCAGAGCGUUGAGUGGCCUUUGAGAUACCCGGAAGCCUUUGUGAGGAUGGGGCUGCAGCCUUGCCGGGGUAUCCUCCUGUAUGGACCACCAGGCUGUGCAAAGACCACGCUAGUGAAGGCGGCUGCCUCCAGCUGCCACUGCUCCUUGCUGUCGGUCAGCGGGGCUGAACUCUUCUCCCCCUUUGUGGGAGAUUCUGAAAAGGCAUUGGCUGAGGUGUUCCGCCAGGCUCGAGCUGCGUCUCCCUCAAUCCUGUUUCUCGACGAGAUUGAUGCGAUAGUUGGGUCCCGGUCUGCUGAUGCUGCCAAUGGCCACAGUGUUGGAGAGCGGGUGCUGUCUGUGCUUCUGAAUGAGAUGGAUGGUAUUGGACACCCACUGUCUGAGGGAAGGGGUACCAGGAGCAUUCCACCCGCGUGCGAAGCGGGUCAGGCCGAGGAGCACACGAGAAAGUUGGAGUUUCAGGAGAUUUGUAACAAGGAAGUCAUUGUGAUUGCUGCUACAAACCGACCAGAUCUCCUGGACGAUGCUUUACUGAGACCCGGACGAUUUGAUCAGAUGAUCUUUGUUCCUGCCCCAGAUGAAGAGACAAGGCUUUCCAUCCUGAGGAUCUGCAGCUCCAGGACUCCGCUGGAUGGGGUGUGCCUGCGGGAGCUGGCGGCACUGACCGCUGGGUUCACCGGAGCAGAUCUACACAGCUUGUGCAAGGAGGCUGCCCUGUUGUCUCUGCAAGAAAACGGGCUCGAUGCUGCAGUGGUGUUCCACAGCCACUUCAUCAAAUGCCUUCAGAGUUUUAAACCCUCCCUCACAGAGCAACAGCUACAAUUUUACAGCAACCUCUUCUCCACUCAGGACACAGGGAUGUGUGUGAACUCUGACCCAGGCUGAUCACGAAGAGUGACCUUUGAACUUGUGACAGCAAAGAGAACUUAAAACUAUAUAUUUUAUUUUUGUAUAAAUGCAGAAUUCUUCCUAUUGGAAGUGUUGCUUUGUAAAAUGAAAAGUAGAAAUGUAAAAAAAACUAAUAAGAAAUAUCCUGCAAGUACAAUUUGAUGUGAUAAUAUAAAGUUAGAAGCAGUUGUGACAGAGCACUGGGAGUAUUGGGGUUGGGGGCCAAUCCUACUGAGUUAACUCUGAGGGUGAAGUCUACAACUGGCUUUGAGGCACAAGGUUAGUGUGUUUUGUGUAGAAUUCACAUUUACCUUGGUGUAGUAUAUCACAAUUCACCAUCUAGGAAAGGCAGUGAGGUGUGAGCAAGGUAGGAAUGCUGGUGAUUUGGAGGACAGUGGGGAGAGAACGAGGCAAGACAAGGUGGAAGAUGAGGCACCUGUACACGUGUACCUGUGCACCGGACAUUGAAUUUAACUUUGUCCCGUGAAACUGGGCAAAGGAGCGGUGUAGAAAAGGGGCUGAGGAUGGGGACGACGAAUGCACUGAUGGG
Molecule: messenger RNA, 2927 nt
Organism: Hypanus sabinus (Atlantic stingray)
Lineage: Eukaryota; Metazoa; Chordata; Chondrichthyes; Myliobatiformes; Dasyatidae
Gene: afg2b
Product: AFG2 AAA ATPase homolog B
Exons: 8
Coding region: 71-2374 (767 amino acids)
Molecular function (GO): ATP hydrolysis activity; ATP binding
Source: RefSeq, a predicted model, not a curated record